Sardina pilchardus (European sardine) is the source of this 4956-nucleotide messenger RNA. It is a transcript of the gene marchf8, whose product is annotated as membrane-associated ring finger (C3HC4) 8. Gene Ontology annotation, cellular component: lysosome; cytoplasm; early endosome membrane. The record is from RefSeq and is a predicted model, not a curated record. Bases 406 to 2190 code for a protein of 594 amino acids. The transcript has 10 exons. Gene Ontology annotation, molecular function: zinc ion binding; ubiquitin protein ligase activity; MHC protein binding. Gene Ontology annotation, biological process: protein polyubiquitination; immune response; antigen processing and presentation of peptide antigen via MHC class II. NCBI's taxonomy places the organism in Eukaryota, Metazoa, Chordata, Actinopteri, Clupeiformes, Clupeidae.
AGUGUGGCAUUCGGGUAGGCUGCCCUAUGAAUUUGCGGUCACUCACUCGGCUGGGUUCAGGAUGAUUGAUGCAGAAUCUUUUGUUUUAGGCUACUGAUCGUAGUGGUAUGACGUGAUACGACGUGGCAGCGAGGAUGAUCUCAAUUUGGAUUUUUUUGUCUUUUUGAUCUGGGUUACAUGCAUCGUGGUAGAGUAUUGCAUUAUGCGAGCGAGCGUUUAUUCAAGACAAUGAGCCAGCAGCGUCAGUUGGUAGCCUAUAGCGAUUCGGUUGACUGCAGACAUCGCUAUUCGGAUACACAGCUUGGAUCCGCAAGCUCCAAAAUGGGAUUAUUGCUUUCCACCCGUCAUGUCGGUGGCAGCGGGACCGUUUGAGCGAGAGUGAGUGAGUCCCACCGGCCAGCUGGGAUGAACAUGCCACUGCACCAGAUCUCUGUCAUCCCCCGCGACGUGCCCUCCUCCAGGGUCUCGGGCAGCGGGAAAGCAAAGGACAAGGACCGCGACAAGCAGAAUGAGAAGCCUCUCGGCCAUUCUGCAAGCAGGUCCAGCAACAUCUCAAAGGCGGGCAGCCCGACAUCAGUAAACGCCCCGAGCACGUUCUCCCGAACCUCCGUCACCCCUUCCAGUCAGGACAUCUGCAGUCCGAAUGCGCUGGCGCACGAUCAGGGCUGCCCGAAGCCCGUGCACACCGCCGUGGUGCUGCUUAACGCCAACGGCAAAAGCGCGACGUCGUCGCCGCAGGGCGUCACCACCACCACCUUCCUCCCGCCGGACUCGCCGGUCAAGCCCAAGCCCAAGGCGGCGUUCGGCGCCGACUGGCUGUCGCUGCUCAGGGCCCCGGUGAACAUCCGGGGCGACGACGGCACGCUCAAGUUCUCGCGCUCGCUCAACGACAUGGGCCAGCGGAUGGACAACCUGUGCAGCGGCCUUCACUUCAUCGACCGCACGUGCUCGGACGGCGAGCUGGGCCUGGAGCCGGACAUGCCGCCCGCCGAUGACCACGGCAAGACCUCUACCUCCGGCAAACCCGCCCAGCGGGCCCUGGGGUUCCCCUUCACCCGAUCGCCCUCCUUCUCCACCAACUACAAGUUUGUGUGCGGCCCGGUGCCCGAGCAGACCCUGUCGGCGCCGCCCGUGCCCCUGCCCGCGCCCGAGCCGCCCAAGGGCUCCAACCUGCUGCGCAUCUUCUUCCCCUUCAGCCACUCGUCCACGGCGGGCAGCCUGCACGCCUCGGAGAUGGGCAGCCUGGCGUCGCGCCUGCACAUCACCAAGUCGGCCAGCGCGCUGCUGGAGGGCAGCGAGUCCUUCCUGGCCGAGGAGGUGGGCGAAGACGAGGUGUUCGAGGAGGACGAGCCGCCCGCCGUGCAGCACUGGCGGCUGAAGGUGGAGGGCCUGCGCGCCCCGCUCUGCUCGCUGGAGUGCGACAGCGACCUGGACCGCUGCCCGUCACCGAUGUCCGACAAAAACGGGCCGCUCUCGCCCUACUCGCUGUCCGGUGACUGCUGCAGGAUCUGUCACUGUGAGGGGGACGACGAGAGUCCACUGAUCACGCCAUGCCACUGCACGGGCAGCCUGCGCUUCGUCCAUCAGACCUGCCUGCAGCAGUGGAUCAAGAGCUCCGACACACGCUGCUGCGAGCUCUGCAAGUAUGAGUUCAUCAUGGAGACUAAACUCAAGCCACUGCGCAAGUGGGAGAAGCUGCAGAUGACGGCGAGCGAGAGGAGGAAGAUCAUGUGCUCCGUCACCUUCCACGUCAUCGCCAUCACCUGCGUGGUGUGGUCACUCUACGUGCUCAUCGACCGGACGGCGGAGGAGAUCAAACAUGCCGGGAGAAUACCAGGAAGACUUAAGCUGCAUCCUGGCCAUACAUACGGAGCCUCCAAAAGCAGGAUCUUGGAAUGGCCAUUUUGGACCAAGCUGGUGGUGGUGGCCAUAGGCUUCACUGGGGGACUGGUGUUCAUGUAUGUGCAAUGCAAAGUGUACAUCCAGCUGUGGCGGAGACUUAAGGCUUACAACAGAGUAAUAUACGUGCAGAACCGCCCAGAGACCUGUAAAAAGAUUGUUUUUGACAAACCGCCGCUCGUGGAGCCCAACUUGGAGAACAAGGAGGCUCUUGCCCCGGCACAGUCGGACACAAACUCUUCGCAGUAUACAGAGACGGAGGACUACAGCAUGGAGAUUCUCCAUGUGUGACCCGAUGCCCCACGAUGAGCCCACCUCCACCCUUCCCCCUCUCCACCCACAGACCUGCUCCAACUGUGGCUGUGUCGACAGGCCACACAGGGAGCGCCAGACUCUUACUGGAGUGGAGCAUGACGAGGACAGACGUCUCCCUCCUGUUUUAAUAUUAUUUACCCUUCGUCGGUUUGUUUGUUUGUUUGUUUGUUUGUUUGUUUGUUUGUUUUGUUCCUGCAAGUUGGUGGCUAAUCAUUACAAAUCAGUGUGCGCCAGAUCACGGAACAUUCCAACUACUGCCAUUGUACUGCUGUUGUACAAGACCUGAUGUUCGCCGCUCCGAGUGUGUGUGUGUCAACUGCAUUGGGUCUGCGCGCCGCUGGAGGUGUGUGAGAGGGGUAUAUGAGUGUGUGUGUGUGUGUGUGUGUGUGUGUGUACUGCGUGUGUGUGUGUAUGUGCAUCCACACCGGUUGUAAUGGAGUCUUUAACAAUGCAUUCAAGCACUUUUUAAUUUCCUGAUAACCAGGUUCCCCCCAUUUUAAUAUGAAUAAAUUCCUUUAUAUUGUUGUAUGUGUGAUCUAGAAAAAGAAGCAAACUUGAAGUUUUCAGUAGAAUUCACAUGUUUUAUAUAAUUACAUUUGUAUCCCACUCUACACUCUUUGGAUGAAAAAAAAGGAAUGGAAAUUGUAAUGAGGGAAAGCAGAUCACUCCGAUGAUCCUACAGUUUUUUUCCGAAAAAGAAAAAUAGCCUAUACACCAGGGGAGUUAUUUAAAACCACUGAUUUUAAGCCAUUCAUUCCUUUGCUUAUAAUGAUUUUUGCAUUGAUUUGCACCUAAGGAUGAGGUGGAGUCAAGCCAUCUUGGCCUAAUGAAAAAGAGAAUGUACACUUUAGUACAAGGAUUUUCUACCAGUCACUGGAGCCGGGUGAUCUUCACUGUAGCACCAGCCCACCUUUGCUGAUUUCACCUGUCUUUUCUAGACAGCAGAUACUUUUUGGUUCUUAUACCUCACCAUAAAUAAAAAGUAUUAUUGGGUAAGCGAGUUCUUCCCCUCCAUUACUUUUAGCCAUCCGCAUGAACUCUGUCCGAAGGUUUCAGAUGGACUUGAAAGCUAAUGCAGUAAUUUGUUGAAUUCUUUUGCUAUAGCCAUAUUCAGUCCCUAAUGGCAAUUAGACGACCAUACUUCUAUUGUAGUGCUGCCUUGAAAGGUGCCCAAAUGAAUGAGAAAGUCCUGUUUUUUUUUAUUACACUACCACAGACAACGGGUGUAAUAUCUUAAGAUAUAAUUAUGAGGGAAAAGAUAAAAUAUGGUUUGAACAUGAACAUGCAUUUUAGUAUUCGUAUGCUGACAAGAUUAAAUAGCUGUCUGUGGAUCACUCUGGAGACUGUGGUGUGUCUGUUGUGAAGGGAUGCGAUUUGUUUACACUGUAAUUCUAGAGAUGCUUAGCAACCAUUGGCUGCUGCAGUACUGGAUGUACUGUAGUAGCCUACUUCUCAACACAAACCAUGGGUAAUGCAAUUGAUUAAUUUCAAUGGCAGUGAAAUAGCACUGUUUCCCAAUAGGCAAAUGUGUUCUAUAUUAAUGUAAAUGUACAGGGUACAGUUAACAUAAUUCUUAAAAUGUGAAAAAAUAAAGCUGGAUAAUGAAAUGGGGUGUAGUAGGCUAUUUACUGCAGUUAACAACAGUGUCAGGCUGCAGUCUAAAACAUUAGAAAGGGUGAACACUGCCACCUUGUGGAUAAGACUAGUACAGAAAUAGGCUACAGAAGAGUUGGCCUUCAUGUUUCCUAUCUAUUCCCUCUACUCAGACAGGAGGAAGAAGAGAGAUUUUUCCAGAAACAUCAAAUAAACCUUUUAGGUCCUCCGACAUUUAUCUACAGCAUCAUUUUUGGCAGAAAACAGUGAAAUUUAUCCGUGACCUUUGGGCUUUAAACGUUUUGCACAACUGGACAGGAAAGAUGAAUGUUGAAUAACUAUACUACAAGAUUUGCGACAAAUGCAUAACAGCACUUGACCAAGUCAGUAACCAUCAGAAAGGUCAAAGAUGGAGUAAGAUCAGUGGGCUCAUUUGUAAACAAUGGUGAUAAAAAAACAUACAUGAUAGUUUCUCUCAGAUAUUUGUACAAUUUAACUUUUUCAUUUACAAUUUUUUUUUUUUUUUUUUUUUCAAUUUGUUAUCAGAAAAAAACAUUUGUUUUUUUGACACAAUACUCACAUAGGAGCUGGCUCCUACAAUCCCCUCUUGUACUGAUGCCUCUGUUUGAGCUGUGGACUUUUUCCGGUAUUGUUAAAAUGACCAAGGACUGAGUGUAACUGAGACAUUGAAACCGAAGCUUUGUGAUGUAACUAUGAUCAUUCAAGCCAGCAAGUGUUUAGUACUGCAUUCCAUCAUGUAUGUAUGUAAGUAUGUAUGUAAUGCUUUGCUCUGUAAAAAGUGGCAUAUUUUUGUCAAAAGUGUAGUACUUUACAUACAUGCCAGGUUUGUCAAAGUGGAGUCCUGAUGAAUUGCAGUUUCUUUUCUGAGCAAUGUCACCUCUGACAGGCUAGCGAGUGUUACUUGCGUUUAAACUGCAGUGCUUUACUACUGACUCAAGUUGAGAGUUUUCAACAGGACUGUUUGCCCCUUCAUCUUAUUUCAUACUUUGUGAAAUUACUUUUGGUAGUAACUUCGAUUUUGGUUUUAAAAAAAUAAAUAAAUAUUGAUGUGCUUUGAUUUUAAUUUCCUAUAUUUGAGCAAAGUAUAUAGUAUGAAAAAAUAAUAAAAAUAAAAUGAAGUGAACUUUA